This is a messenger RNA of Cladophialophora immunda, 3363 nucleotides long. RefSeq lists its product as uncharacterized. The transcript has a single exon. Lineage: Eukaryota; Fungi; Ascomycota; Eurotiomycetes; Chaetothyriales; Herpotrichiellaceae. Gene Ontology annotation, biological process: RNA polymerase II preinitiation complex assembly; transcription initiation at RNA polymerase II promoter. Gene Ontology annotation, cellular component: transcription factor TFIID complex. The record is from RefSeq and is a predicted model, not a curated record. Bases 1 to 2574 code for a protein of 857 amino acids. Gene Ontology annotation, molecular function: RNA polymerase II general transcription initiation factor activity.
AUGGCUAGGCCAUCGCGAGAGAAGGCAAAUCCAGCGCCAGUCGGUGAUCCAGCUCUUCGUGCUUAUCCAAAUCCCGUUCCAAACCCGCUGGUGCGUUGGGUGAAGUGCAAAAAGCUGGAGCACUACCGACUGCCUGAGUCACCAUCAGCCUCCUAUGUGCGACUGGGGCUCAGGCCUGAGUUGCUGCUGCGAUGGCCGGUAACGUUGAAUGACGCCGUUCGAUACAACAACCCGUUUGUCAAGAAGGAAGAGGCUACGAAUGCAGAACUCCAAGAUGGUGCGGAAGAGAAUUCGUUGGAUUCAAAUGACAUGCCACGUUCUGGGGCUGGCGGCAAUGAUCCUGCACUGCCGACAGCGCCUCACCAGCCAGGCUCCCCCGGCCGCCCAGGCUCGCUAGGCACCUGCAUCCAGGGCUUCGCCAAUAACGACACCACCUUCCAGCAGGCCGCGGCGGCUGGCGACCGGAUCGCCACACCCCCACUAUCAACACAGGCGCCUGACGGGGCGCUUGCCCCCAAUGACGAGCUCCCCAUCACCGCCAAACAGGCGCCGAAGCAUGGCCAGAGCAAAGCCGCCGUGGCGUCCAAGUGUGCCCCAGUCAAGCCCAGAAUCCGGCUGCAUAGUCCAGCUCAUCGGCAGCAACCUCAAGCCAGAUCCAUCCUCAAACCACAUCCAUCUUCCGGCAUCAGAAAGAGCCAUCCCAAACCAUCCCCUACGAAAGGCAGACACAAGUCCGUCACUGUCAAACUAGAGCCCGAAGUCCAGCACUUCCUCGACGAUUCUCCUGUCGCCUGUAAUUCCAACGAGGAGAAUGAACCUACCUCGCCUUCCUGCGACAGUUACUCUGUAGCCCACGACGACAGCGACGAGGCCGAAUUCGAGAUGUCCGACGCGCCUCUUCCACCCCCUGACAAGGCAAAGCGCCCAUCCCUGAAACUCAAGUUCCCCAGCAAGCCUGCAGUCUCUCAAGCUGGAGGAAUACAACCUGCACCGGUGCAGACCCCGGCGCCUCAGAGUGCAGUAAGGACGCCGUCCAUCAAGCUCAAACUCCCAGGCACAACCACCCCUCGGACAGGCCCUGAAGAGGCGCAAAACCCAAAGAGAAAGAAGAAGGACACAGAUACCGCCGCCGCAACUCCGGGGUCGUCCUCCAAGAAACGCAAACGUGAAUCACGCGCGGGCGAGGAAGAUGAUGAAGGCAAUCGGCCAGCACCAGCACCCCCAAAGCCUGCCGCAUUUCGAAAACUCACGUUCAAGAAAUCAUCCCAGCCUACCCCUGCGUCCGCACCCAAGCCCUCAGGGACAGCACACCUGGCUUUCAAAAUCAAGGGCAAGAUCCCCAAGCGCCCGUUGGGCGUGGGCUACGACUCGGAACUCGAGAGCGAAUAUCAGAACGAUAAGGGUGAGACGCUUGUUGGUCGCGAAGCCGAUCCAGUCAUACACGAAGGCUUUGUUCUUCGAAUGCAACCUGGAGAGGAUUGUGAUUACUUGAGAAAAGUGAUCGAGGAUGGGACAGCCGGUCAGGUCCUGACGAGAGGUGCACACGUCAACCUAAGGAUGCUCGAUACGCUAGGCAGGAGAGGUAUUCUACAGAUCAAGGACCACAAGUACGCUACCUCACUGGUCGAUCUCCCAUGCAUCGUUGAAGGAAUGAAAUCCUGGGACAAGAAAGGGUGGAUCAAGAGUAUAGACAUCUGCCAGAUGCUCUUGGUGCUUGGCCGCUGUAACAACGAGGAGGAAGCCAGGAAUUAUCCCCUACCCGAAGAUGUUGACCCCAAGACCUAUCAGUACGCUCAUGGCCUCACUGCCCCUAUGAAAUGGGUACGCAAGAGACGAUUUGCAAGAACAAAACGAGCGCGUGUGGAUGAUAUCGAAGCGGUUGAAAGGAGGGUUCAUGCUCUCCUCGAGGCGGACAAGGCAGCCCUGAGCUCCAAAUAUCAACUUCUGGACCAUGAUCCGCGUCUCGACGAACAAGGAUACAGCACCGAACUGGAAGAAGACGAAGAUGCUGAGGGUGAACCAGAGGAUUAUUUCGACAUACCACCCGGUGUGCAUGGUUCCAUUGUUGAAACACCGAUGCUCACCGAGACUCCUGUGCAGGAAGAGGUCGGCCAAGAGGAUCUCGAUGCACUAGAGCGUAUGUUCUUCGACGAGGAUGCUGCACCUGCCACAGACACAGCCGCACAAGCUCGAAGUACCUUACAUCCUCCAGAAGUGGGCGACUCGUCUUUCGCAGUAACAAGCACAUCAGCCUCUCCUUCGAUGACUGCUGCACACACCCCCGUUUCCGCAGAAGCGGCGGAAGCUUCUUCAGACGAGGAUGAAGACGAGGAUGGUGGGGAUGAGGAUGAAGACCGUGACGAUGCCGAAAAGGAAGGUGACGAAAACAAACGACAGGUCAUGGAGAGAAUCGAGGAUAUGCAGAACAAGAUUGCGGAGCAGAGAGAGCUGCUUAAGCAGACGACGAAUGCCAUCUUGAAGAAGAAAUUGGCGAGAAAGAUUCAAGAUCUGGAGGACGAUGUUGCCAUGAUGAGGAAGAAUGCCGGAUUGGGUGGGGAUGACGAUGAGGACUGAUUGAUCCAGGCCUUCAGGAGAAGGGACUAUGGAGAACAUGUGCUCGGGACCCUGACUGAGUAUUCAUGCCGCUUCUACGAACAUUCCACGUAGGAGGGUGAACCAAGCAAGAGCCAUGUUCCAUUCACACCAAUUCAUCCAGUGAAGACUCUGACCGUGGAGUCCGCAGCGACACCGACAUGACCCUUCUUCUUCUCGACACUGCAGCUCCUAGUGCAUAUGCACCCUAACCAGGAUUGAAGGUUGCCCAGGGUGGUGAUGCGCUUGGCAGUGAUGGCAAGGUUCUUGCGCAGCAUCAGGAUGGCAAUGGGCGGAACUGGAUCAAGUCGAUCUCGGUGGAGGAUGGCCCCGAGUCUCUUGGUGAUGUGGAUGAGCAAUGAUUGGGUCGAUCGAUUAUGCAUUGUAUUAACAUUGUCUAUCUUCAAAUAUCCUCCUGCCUCCUCGUUGGCUGUGUCCCGUGAUUGCCUUUCCACCACCUCGAUUCCCGGCUGGCAUUGUGAGCAAAUGUUUCCAGAGGCUGUCGAUGUUAUCCUUGUUCCUAUAUCAGCCCGCAAGCAAUCACGACGAACAAUCCAGAAGGGUGCCCAGGUUAGAUGAAUCAGAUAAGGGGGUGCCCCUUUCAGUGAGAACCACGAAGCUGUGAUGUACUGCCCCUCUAUAUGGGUGCUGCAUUAUUCCAAUCGAUAGUAGACGACCUUGUUGAGUGGCUUACGUUGCAGCCUCUUGUGGGAUUUUGAAAAACGGGCGAAGCUCAACACAUUACGUCUAGGGCAGAAAAAUCCAUGUUCG